This is a messenger RNA of Engraulis encrasicolus (European anchovy), 2833 nucleotides long. RefSeq names its product proteinase-activated receptor 2-like. Gene Ontology annotation, biological process: blood coagulation; thrombin-activated receptor signaling pathway; phospholipase C-activating G protein-coupled receptor signaling pathway. Gene Ontology annotation, cellular component: plasma membrane. The record is from RefSeq and is a predicted model, not a curated record. Bases 413 to 1603 code for a protein of 396 amino acids. The transcript has 4 exons. NCBI's taxonomy places the organism in Eukaryota, Metazoa, Chordata, Actinopteri, Clupeiformes, Engraulidae. Gene Ontology annotation, molecular function: thrombin-activated receptor activity.
CAUGGAAUACAGGCCUAUUAGAAAUAUCCUCUAUCUUAUCUCCAGGCAGGCUAGGCUACUCUCUGUCACCCAAAAACAAUAGGUAUUUUGCAUCCCCUAUGCAGGCUAUUCACAAAAACUCUGCAGGAAACGGACCAUCUCCCCACUCACAUUCCAUUCCAGUGUGUUUGCUGUGCGGCGCGCAGUUCCGUUUUUCCUCGCGCAGGUGCGCCAAGCGAAUAGUAAGCAAAAGCUGAACCUGUGAAACCGGCUGCGCGACAGCGACAGGUAACAUGACGCCCCCGACCACGUGACAGCCGCACAGGGUGUGUCGGUUUCUAUGAGGUACUAGACAAACUUCGAAAGCUGAAACACGGCAGACAAUAGUGCUUACCUGAACAACGAGGAUCACCUACCUUGCUAUCUCCGAACAAUGGCUGCCUCAAGACUCGCCAACUUUGUGUUUCUAUUUUGUGCUCUUCAAUCUUUUGCGCAGACAGAUGCAGUUCCCAAAGGAAGAGGAUUUAUUGGUUUUGAAGAGAAGGACACCGGCAUGGUAAAUGUGGACGAGACCACACGAGCGAUCCUCCAGAGCAGCCUGACCACUGUCUUCCUGCCCAUCAUCUACAUCGUCGUCUUCUGCGUGGGGCUGCCGGCCAACCUCAUGGCUCUCUGGGUCUUCCUCUUCAGGACGAAGAAGAAGCACCCGGCCAGUAUCUACAUGGCCAACCUGGCGCUGUGCGAUGUCCUCUUCGUCAUCUGGCUCCCGCUGAAGAUCGCCUACCACUUCAACGGCAACAACUGGACGUACGGCGAGCCGCUGUGCAAGGUGCUGAUUGGCUUCUUCUACGGCAACAUGUACUGCUCCAUCCUCUUCAUCGCCUGCCUGGGCGUCCAGCGCUACUGGGUGGUGGCGCACCCCUUCUCCCAGAUGAAGAAGAACAACCGCAUCGCCAUCCUGGUCUCGCUCGCCAUCUGGGUCUUCAUCUGGGUCAGCACCACGCCUCUCUACCUCUACAAACAGACGGCCAAGCUCCGCGACCCAGACAUCACCACCUGCCACGACGUCAGCAUCAUCGCGGACCCCGACAAAGUCUUCGACUCCAUCCGCCACCCCUACUACUACUUCAUGACCAUGGCGGUGCUGGUGUUCCUGUUGCCCACCAUCGUCAUAGUGACGGCCUACUCCAUGCUGCUACGCGCCGUGGGGGCCUCCAUGGACGGCAACGCCGGCAAGAACCGCAAGAAGGCGGUGUCCCUGAUCAUCACCGUGCUGUUCGUCUUCCUGGUGGCGUUUAUCCCCAGUAACGUCAUGCUGGUGGUGCACUACGCUCUGCUGAGUCAGGGCUGGGUCAACAACGCCUAUGGCUUCUACAUCACCACGCUCUGCCUGGCCAGCCUCAACAGCGCCUUAGACCCCUUCAUCUACUACUUUGUGUCGGAGGACUUCCGGGACCACGUCAGGAACACGCUGCUGUGUCGCAGCAGCCGGACGGUGGAGAGGAUGAGGGUGUCCUUCAGCUCCAUGAAAUACUCCAAGAAGUCACAAACCUACACGUCCGACAACUCCACCACCCAAACCUUCACCUCGGACCCUUCCAGCGCCCAAACCAGCUCUUGCUAGUCUUUAAAAAAACACAGUCUGUCUGUGCUGCACAAAUAACCAUCACAAGCAAUGGCACACAUUGUAAGGGGAUAAUGAGUUUCUUCUCAAAUACCUAUCACAAGCAGUACAGUGCCACCACCCAGACCAGCUCUUGCUUGCCUCAAAACUCAAGACUAUCGCACAAACAACCAGGGCCCUCAAUUAAGUUUUUUCAUCACCAACCAAAAUGGCUUGUAGAUGUUAAUCUCACUAGCCAAACACGCACUCACUAAUGGGUCAAAGUAAUUGGCUAGUAAGUUGGUCUUUUCUACCAGUCGAACUGAAAUUUCACCUGCAUUUGGGCAGUUGGCUGGUGUUGAUAUAGAGCCUUGCAAACAACGAUCACAAGCAAUGGCCCACAUUGUCAAGGGAGAAUGAGUUCUGCUCAAAUAACUCACAAGCAGUGGUGCACAUUUUAAGGGGAGAAUGAGUUGUGCAUAGAUAACUAUCACCUGCAAUGGUGCUCAUUUUAAGCCACGGGUGGGGAACUAUGGCCCACAGGCCGUUUAUGGCCCUUUAGGCCGUUUUAUCCGGGCCCAGAUAUAAUUUUAAUGUUAUGCAGUUUCACAUGAAAUAUGACACGUUUUGUAAAGCAAUCUUGUAGUACAAUUAAGUUAUAAUUUCAGUGGGCCUAGUGAAGGUGGGGUCUGUUGUAAAGGUGUCUGCCUUCAAUAUUAUAGGCCAAUGUGCAGGGGAAAAUCCUGGUUUGUGUACACAUAGUACGGCUCUUGGAGGACUUCAUAAAAUUUGGAAGUGGCCCUUCGCAUGAAAGGUUCCCCACCCCUGUUUAAAGCGGAGAAUGAGUUAUGGGUAAGUGAUUUUUUUCCCCCCAAAGACAAACUGUGGAACUGUAUAUUGCUCUGAAUAUUUUUGUACUUUCAGAUCUGUGAAGUGGAAGACGUGGGUUACUGAUGGUUUUAUUUUUGUAUGAAAUAUAUUUGUUGUGCUGCUGAAUUUUUAUUGAAACAACACUUUUUAUUUGUCUUGUCUGUUUUUAUCAUGCCUUUUGUGUGAACUCUUGCCAUAUGUUGCUACCACGCCAUGCCAUGUGUGGUUUUACAACGCAAUGCCACGCAACACAAGAUCAUGUAAGCUAUUGCCAUAUAUUUUAUAUUUAAGUUACUGUAUUUUCUUCCUUUGUCUGUAUGUAUUUGAGGAUGUUUAUCUUCUCUAUUUGUGUUAUUUCAAUAAAUCUUUUGUAAAAAUGUA